CAAGCACACACAAACAAUCAUCAUGCAUCGCGACGAGGAGCAAGAAGCGCUGCUCUCGGAAGCGUCCACGAGUGUCCGUCAAAGUUCCUUCUACAUGAAGCGAGCUAUGGACGCUGGAACCACUGAAGCGGACAUCGCAGUCGUCCUCAAACAUGCCGCGGACUUUCUCCGCGAAUUGCGCACAUCGCUUCUGUCCCCAAAGAACUAUUACGAGCUGUACAUGCUAGUAGUGGACGAGCUGCGCGAACUGUCGGGGUACGUGGACACGCUGCGUUCGUCCGUGAACCUGCGCACGUUGUAUGAACAAGUGCAACAGAGCGGUAACAUCGUCCCUCGCCUGUACUUGCUGGUCACGGUGGGCACAGUGUUCAUGCGACACGAUGCCUCGGUAACAAAGGACAUUCUAAACGACUUGGUCGAGAUGGUCAAAGGUGUGCAGCAUGCCCAGCGAGGUCUGUUCCUCCGCCAUUACUUGGUCGUGUCGGUGAAGGAGCACCUGGGCGGCGUGGACAUCGCGGACGCCGUGUCGUUCCUGCUGCAAAACUGGGACGAAACAAUCCAACUGUGGAUUCGCAUGCAGCACCAGUCCAACAUCAAGGACAAGAAGCAGCGCGAGAAGGAGCGCCAGGAGCUCAAGACCCUCGUGGGCACGAGUCUCGUGCGGCUGAGUCAGCGCGACGACGUUACCACGUCCCUGUACACGACCACGUUGUUGCCCAAGAUCCUCGCCAUUGUCGUCAAAGCCAGGGACAAAAUCGCCCAGGAAUACCUGACCGAUUGCCUCAUCCAGGUGUUCCCGGACGAGUUCCACCUAGAUUCGAUCCAGUUGUUCUUGGACGCCAUGGCCAACUUGCACCCGCAAGUGGACAUCAGCGAGCCCGUCGUGGCGCUGCUGACGCGGCUCGCCAAGUACCACCACGCAACCCCCAACCACGUGUUUCCGCCGCAAGCGCAACUGUAUGACACACUUAUGGGGUGCACCGAGAAUGCCGUUGCGCAGCGUGAGACUGAAGUAUCGAGCGCGUCGCUGCUGCGUUUGUACGUGGGCGUGCUCGAGUUUGUGCUGGCUUGCUUCCACAACCCCCUGCCGUCCAUGUCCCGGACCGCCGUGUCCGCCACGGCGUUUCUCGUGCGCGUCAAGAUGCGUUCGGACGCGGUCGUGGAGGCAGGUGAACGUCUGGCGCUCGUGCCGCUCGAGGCGCUGGGCGUCGCCGCCUUGGAAGAUCCGGCGCUGGAAGCGAGUGUGGUCACAACGUUGCAAUGGCUGCCUGUGCCCAACCGCAAACGGGCCGCGUACCGCUUUUGCACGAGUGUGAUCAAGCGCCGAGUGUCCAUCACCGAGCCUGCGACCGCGGAAAAAGUGUUUACGCUGCUGCUUCCGCUCAUCCGCGACGAAGUGAAUCCGGCAGACUUGUCUGCUCCGUCGCGGGCAACGGUCGAGCGUGAACAGCACGCGCUGGCGAAAUUGACCCACCUGCUGGUGCAUCCCACUCCGUCGACGCAAUUUGAGAUGUACAGCCACGCGAGGCGGCUGCUGGGCCAAGGCGGCCUCGAGCGCAUCCGAUUCACAUUGGUGCCGCUGGUGCUGUUGUCGUUGCAGCUGGCCCGCCGCGUGUUUCAAGCCGAGAGUGACGGAAGUGGGGCGUCCGGCGUGAGUACCCGAGCGAUCUUGCAGUUUGUGCACGAGAUGGCGACGGCGCUGGCGUCCAAAGUGGAGGGGACCGUCGAGUCGACCUUGUCGGUCAACUUGUUCGUGCAGUGUGCGCUGGCCGCGGACCAGUGCCGCCUCGACGCGAUCGCGUACGAGUUUUUCACGCAGGCGUUCGUCGUGUACGAAGAUCAGCUGAGCCAGUCGAGCCAGCAGGUGGCGGCGCUGGAACUGCUCCUGGGCGCGCUGAGCCAGGUCCGAGACAUCCGGCAGGCCAACUACGACACGCUCGCAACCAAGCUCACGCAGUACGUGGCCAAACUGGUCAAGAAAAAGGAGCAAAGCGGCAUGGUGGCUACGUGCGCGCACCUGUUUUGGAGAAAGGCCGAGGGAAGUGCCAGUGGAAAUGGCGUGCGGGUGCUCGAGUGCUUGCAGCGAGCGUUGAAAAUCGCCGACGCCAGCGGCAUCGGAGCGGCGGCGCAAGUCGGAUUGUUUGUCGAUAUCUUGGACGAGUAUCUGUAUUACUUUAUCGGCCGCACCCCCGAGGUGACCAAGCAGUACGUGGUGGGGCUGAUUGCGUUGGUGAAAGAGCAUUUGGAGACGAUGGAGCCAGGCCAGGCAAGGGCCGACGUCGAGACGCACUACCGCAACACGCUCAAGUACAUCGAAGGCGUCGAGUUCUAACCACCCGUGAAACUACGUCGUGGUGGUUGCGAUGGCCACCCCACCGACCACGAUCGAGUAGACUGCCAACCCUCGUAAUGUCAAAAACUUGAGCACGAAGUCUCGCGUGCGUUGCCGUUCGUUUCGCUGCAUAAACUAGACGAAAAUAAAUGGUCAAGAAGAGCUCGACAUGUGCACACAUUUGAUUCACCUGGUCGACGGACUGCGCGGGC
Molecule: messenger RNA, 2544 nt
Organism: Aphanomyces astaci
Lineage: Eukaryota; Oomycota; Saprolegniomycetes; Saprolegniales; Verrucalvaceae
Exons: 10
Coding region: 23-2332 (769 amino acids)
Biological process (GO): retrograde transport, endosome to Golgi; intracellular protein transport
Cellular component (GO): late endosome; retromer, cargo-selective complex; retromer complex
Source: RefSeq, a predicted model, not a curated record